AUAAAAACAAUCCUGAUUCAAAUUUGUCGGAUCACCUAAGAAUCUGUAAUAACUGUCAACCUCUAUGGUCCCAGACGGCGGUGCUGGCGUGGGAACCAGACAGGCGAAAACGUCUUUUAAGAGAAGCGUUGGCCAUACAGAGUGUGGGCAAUUGUAUUAGUGUGCCGUCUGUAUGUAUCCACCCGGCCUUCAAGCGCCUCCUUUGACUUCCCUCAACUCAUUUUGUCCUCAAUUCCCUAUUCCCCUCUCUCUGUCUUCCCUCGCACCGUCUACAUGUUCAUGAAGUUCGUGUUUAUCGAUUAAACGUUUUGCUGGUUUGAGCCUUCGUGUUUGUGGUUGUGUCUUGUGGUCGUGUCUUGCCCAUCGCUCAGGCUUGCCUUAUCAUGGAAUUUAUCCACCAGCUAGCCUGCAUUUACGCCAUUCUGUAUACUCCAAUCGUUUAUAAGGGGAGAUUAUGCGCCUUUUCUGAAUGACUUUAAAAGUAACUACGCAAAACGUUAUUAAUAUCAUGUGCAGCCCUCGUCCUCAGCGUGUUCUGGUGCUAGGGUUGCAGUUGCACUUCUGUUGCUAGAGCGAGCAAGGACCGCAUAUAUGACGAGUUCGUUUUAAAUUUGGCUCCCGCGUCUUAUUUCCUAUUUUCGUGCCCUCUCAUGGUGGAGAAACACACAGUCGUAAUGUAUUGGAAAGCCCAAACCAGAUAAGUUAUUUUUGUUGCUAUAAUAAUUCCCAAUGCAGACCAACUCUAAGGCUGUGCAUUAUUCUUACUUCAGAAGUUCAAGUAGUGCAAUCAAGGUGAUGAACCUCUUGGCAAGUGCCGUCGGGAUAACCCUGGCAAUAGUUCUGAUUGCUGCAGUCGGCCUUCGAAGCAAUGAAGCGAGACACAGAAAGCUGAAGAGGGACCCUGCCAUCCUGACACUUGACAGCAUUACAGGAUACAGGAAGCCCACUGGCCAUGCAAGGCAAACCGCAGUUCAAGGGCGAGUAACGGCAGGUCGAACACCUUCGACAACUAGUCUGUCAACUACGUCAAGAACUACGGAGACUGCCGAGACUGCAAAUGCGACUAAGCAGCUUAAGUUGCCCGCUGUGAAGGCCAAUCCUAUAUUAUGCACAACCGAUCGCCUGGGAGAAACUUCAAGGACUCGCGCAGCCAUCGACGUCGAUCUACCAGACGGCAUCUGCGACAUCCUUGUCCUGGACUAUUCAAUGGACGACAUCUUAAACCACAACCUACUACCAACGACAGCCAUUAAAGCCCUGGAGGCAUAUUCGCGAAAUGCGACGCUUACAAAAUGCGGAGUCAACUUUGAUCGCAAAAUAGUAACAAGUCCGCAGACACUCAAGGCACUGAUUGCUGAAGACCAGUCAAGUGUGCUACAUAACCUUUGGGAGAACAGCAUAAUCUUCUACGGUGUAUUGGACGGCGCAAAUAGCAACGAUACAGUACAUGAAGCGGAUGAAAUAUUAGCGUUCUUUAAGGAAAUCGUGUCGUUCAAGUCACGAACCUUUCCUGACCCCGUCUACAGCUUCGCAGGAAUAAAGACAUUCAGGAACGCAUCAAUUGCGUCCACCAAUAUAUUGGUUAGUCACGUUCAACAACUCUUCAGCCAAGCCAAGCUUGAUAUACUGGUGUACCAAACGACGUACCGUGGUGACAUCGAGUGCAUGAUAACCGGACCUACGCCCUGGGCAUUUUCCAAUGCCCGAUACCAGCCUUCACUUAAAGGCGCCCAGAGAUUGCGGAAGGAGAUAAUCUUGCCUCCAGGGAAGGUUGAGAUGCUUGCCGUCACCCUCUGCGGUAUCUUUACUGACAUCGGGAACAUACCGAGGAAAUACCGCGAGUUAAAAACCACAAGCGGCGGUGCGUGUGGAAAAUAUAGGUUCGGACCCGUCACCAAUUGGAUCUGCCAAUUUGCAAAUACCACCAACUCGAUGGGUUUCGCCCGAAGUGAGCGACAAGUUCAUGAGAUGUUCUUUGUGCGCUUGAAUGGUACUUUUGGAGUCGCUGUGUACGACACAAGUUCGUCUCUUGAAGUUAAGAUCUGCCGAGCGAAGAGCGAAUACGACUUCCAGGGGGGCUGGGUUGUUCGUGAUCUUCAGUGCAGCUUCCCAAACGUCUGUGACAAGAGCAAGACCCACCAGGGACGCUUUCAACGAGUUCGCGCAGUGAGAGAAAUAAUGACCAGAGAAUACUUCAACAACACUUGUCCUGAGUACAAGAGCCUCAAGAACGUAUCGAAUCCGGCUAUAAAAUUAACCCUGUCAUAUACAUACCCAUAAAUAAAAGCCUCUUGUUUCAACUCA
Molecule: messenger RNA, 2304 nt
Organism: Ornithodoros turicata
Lineage: Eukaryota; Metazoa; Arthropoda; Arachnida; Ixodida; Argasidae
Exons: 10
Coding region: 730-2280 (516 amino acids)
Source: RefSeq, a predicted model, not a curated record